This is a messenger RNA of Penicillium daleae, 1008 nucleotides long. Its product is annotated as glycoside hydrolase family 43 protein. Gene Ontology annotation, molecular function: hydrolase activity, hydrolyzing O-glycosyl compounds. The coding region runs from base 1 to 1008 and encodes 335 amino acids. The transcript has a single exon. NCBI's taxonomy places the organism in Eukaryota, Fungi, Ascomycota, Eurotiomycetes, Eurotiales, Aspergillaceae. Gene Ontology annotation, biological process: carbohydrate metabolic process. The record is from RefSeq and is a predicted model, not a curated record.
AUGUCUCCCAAACCCCUCAUCACCCACCUCUACACAGCAGACCCCUCCGCCCACGUUUUCAAUGGCAAACUAUACAUCUACCCCUCCCACGACCGGGAGACCGACAUCACCUUCAACGACAAUGGAGAUCAAUACGACAUGACUGACUACCACGUCUUCUCCAUGGACUCCAUCAACGGCCCAGUGGAAGAUUCCGGAGUCGUUCUCUCCGCUAAAGACGUCCCUUGGGUGUCCAAGCAAAUGUGGGCACCAGACGCAGCCACAAAGAACGGCAAAUACUAUCUCUUUUUCCCGGCCAGAGACCAGGAAGGUAUCUUCCGCAUCGGCGUUGCUGUUUCUGAUUCACCCACGGGUCCAUUCGCUCCUGAGGAGAAUCACAUCCCCGGCAGUUACAGUAUUGAUCCGGCUGUAUUUGUCGACGAGGAUGAGAAGGCGUACUUGUACUUUGGCGGUCUUUGGGGUGGACAACUGCAGUGUUGGGAGAAGUCAGACUCGGAGGUUAAGGAGGGCGAUGAGAUGAACGGACUCGUCUUCAAUGCUUCCAAGUCCGGCCCACAAGAACCUUCCGGCGCGGGCGUUCAAGCCCUUUCCCCCCGUGUGGGCCAGUUGACUGAUGACAUGCUCACCUUUGUCUCGCCUCCUCAAGAACUACAAAUUCUGGCCCCAGAGACUGGAAAGCCUAUUGCGGCGGAUGAUCAUGAGAGACGAUUCUUUGAGGCUGCAUGGAUGCACCGCUACAAUGGCAAAUAUUACUUCUCGUACUCCACGGGCGACUCGCAUUAUCUUGCCUAUGCGACGGGAUCGUCGCCAUUCGGACCAUUCACCUAUGAGGGUCGUAUCCUGGAGCCGGUGCUGGGAUGGACCACGCAUCAUUCUAUUGUUGAGUUCCAGGGCAAGUGGUAUCUGUUCUAUCACGAUUGCGAACUGUCUGGGGGUGUGGAUCAUUUGAGAUCUGUAAAGGUACGGGAGAUUGUGUACGAUGAGGCCGGGAAGAUUCAUCUGGCUUAA